AUGAGCACUGCGGCGCUUAUGUCUCCGGAAAAAAGCAAUCCAUCUUCUUCUUGUUCUCCUUGGCUGAUGCUGCAACCCGUAUAUGAAGCCGGUGCCACCUGUACCGCCGCCACCACGCUGACUUACAAAUUCUACAACCUGGCAGAGAACAGAGUCGUGACCCUGUGGGAUCCACCAAUACCCGGCGACCUUAUGAAAUUCCGGGGUUCCUCCGGCGGUGGCUGGCUAUCCCUUGUGCAGCGCAGAACCCGCGACCUGUUUCUCUACAACCCGAUAGCCCGCCGCCACAUAAAGCUCCCACCUUUCUACGGCCAGCAUGAUUAUCUAGCUCUCAAGAAGUGCAUCCUCUCUUGCUCUCCUGACAGUGAAAAAUGUGUGGCCGUGAGCCUAAUCCACUUUGCGAAUUCCAUGGCUGUGUGCUGCCCCUUGUCCAGUGACAAGUGGACCUGGUUCGGCACAUGUUCCGGAAGCAGCAAUUAUAUAGAUUGCGUCUACUCCACAAGCCAACAGAUACUCUUUGCCCUCACCGACUCUUUCCAGUUGGAGGCUUGGGACCUCACGAUUUCAUCCCCGCAAUUGAUACGAAUUAUGGGUGAGUUCAGUAGUAUCCUCCACCGAAAAGAGAAUUUGACGAAGAAGGAGUUGUUACAGUCGAGAGAUGACUUGACAUGUUGGUAUAGUUACCAUCUGGUGGUUGCCGGAGAGGAUCUCCUGGUGCUGACUCAGUACACGUUGCUAUCCGUUGACUCGGAUGGUUUGUAUGUUGAGUACAACAGACCUUUUGAGCUCCCGACUGUGACUAUUGAUUUUGAUGUUCAUAGAUAUGAUCCGGAGGAUGGGGAUCUCAAGUAUGUGGAAGGUUCGUGCUUGGGUGGUUGGGCUCUUUUCGUUGGUAUCCACAGCCAUUCUGUUGCGUUGCGUGCGCCUGAGCUGAAGCCCAACUCAAUAUACUUUACGGAUCCUUUCGCAUCUUCUAUAAAUCACGGUAACUAUGACAUUGGCAUCUUCAGUUAUGAGGACAAGACUGUGUCACCAUGCUAUUAUCCAUGCGACCCUCCCAACCUCAAACCGAUUUUCCCACCGCCCAUCUGGUUUUUCCCAAGCAGCUUCUGA
Molecule: messenger RNA, 1113 nt
Organism: Striga asiatica
Lineage: Eukaryota; Viridiplantae; Streptophyta; Magnoliopsida; Lamiales; Orobanchaceae
Source: the annotation of a GenBank genome assembly